Caenorhabditis briggsae is the source of this 468-nucleotide messenger RNA. Bases 1 to 468 code for a protein of 155 amino acids. Lineage: Eukaryota; Metazoa; Nematoda; Chromadorea; Rhabditida; Rhabditidae. The transcript has 3 exons. The record is from RefSeq and is a predicted model, not a curated record.
AUGAACAACUCGACAUCUUCUUUGUCAUCUUGUUCAUCUACGUCUUGUAGUCUAAAAUCAGAAAGUUUUGAAGCUCCAGCUACGGUUUCUCCACCUGAACCAUCAAUUACUAGAGCUGCACAAGGACCUACAAGUCAAAGCCAAUCGUUCAAAGAAGCAGUGGCUCACUGCAAAUCUGUUAAACACUACAAACAUUCGGGUUUAAAACACAGCCUAGACUGUCUGUUUAACCCUGCCAACCCAACGAUUCCUCAGUCAGCAAGAUAUCCAGUGGGCAACAAUAAAGCGUUGUUCAUAGAAUGGUAUCAAGGAGAGAAGAAAGGGACGUACUUGGACGGAGCAGCUGAGUGGAAGAAGAUGAAAAAGAAAGAGAAGCAAGAUUGGUCAAAACUGUCAAAAGGUUUAAUGACCGAAUACGACAAGCAACUGAAGAAGGGUUUCAUUCAAAAUAAUUCCAUGGAUAUCUAG